AUGGCCAGAUCUAGAGUUGCACCAAAGCGUCGACAAACCAUACCAAGACUAGAGCUAUGUGCUGCAUUAAAUGGAGCACAGGUAGCUAAACUCUUAGAAAAUGAGCUUACUUUAACAAUAAACCAAGUGGUUCUGUGGUCUGAUUCCACAACGGUGUUAUCCUGGCUUCAGUCUGAAUCCUGCCGCUUUAAAGUAUUUGUGGGAACCAGAAUAGCUGAAAUCCAAGAAUUAACAGAUCGUCAUUCUUGGAGGUAUGUGGACUCCAACAGGAAUCCAGCAGAUGAUAUCACACGGGGUCGAAUGCUAGCUGAAUUGUCUGUACCAUACAGAUGGAAUCAAGGCCCAUCAUUCCUUUUUAAACCUGAGUCAGAAUGGCCAGUAAGGCCAAAUAUUACGGUUCCAGAAGUUGAAGCAGAGCAACGGAAGAGUGUCUUCUGUGGUAGUACGGUGACGUCUCAUCUAAUUCCUAACCCUAAGGAAUACCAUACAUGGAUGGAAUUAGUAGAAGCUGUAGUUCAAAGCAGGAGUGACCAAACCAUUCCUACCGCUGAAGACUAUCGAAUGUCAGAAUUUCUUAUCUUUCAAAAUUCACAGUUAGACAGUUUUCCUGAGGAAUAUAUGUUGCUGAAGAAUGGAAAGCCUGUUCCUGCCACCAGCCGACUUCUUACUUUAGCACCAGAGUUUGACACAUCAUGUCAGCUUAUCCGAGUUGGAGGGCGAUUGCGCCGUAUUGAAGAGAUUGAGCAGUCAUCAAUUCAUCCUAUUGUUUUAGACCCUCACCAUCCAGUCACUAAAUUAAUUACUCAAGAAUAUGAUGCCAAACUUCAUCAUCCAGGUCCAGAGAGAGUGUUUGCCGAAUUAAGGAGAAAUGUCUGGAUCCUAAGAGGCAGAGAAGCAGUUCGCAAAUUCCAACAUACUUGCACCGAUUGCCGUAAACAAAAGGCAAAGCCCCUUAUCCCUAAAAUGGCAGACCUACCCCUAGCAAGAUUGAGGCUUCAAAAACCUGCUUUUUUCAGCACUGGCAUGGACUGCUUUGGACCAUUUCAGGUUAAGAUAGGUAGGCGUUGUGAGAAGAGAUGGGGCAUUAUCUUUAAGUGUCUCACUACCCGAUGUGUGCAUUUGGAUGUUCUCAAUAGUAUUGACACAGAUUCCUUCCUAAUGGCACUCCGAAGGUUCAUAGCUCGAAGGGGCACACCCUACGAGCUAUUGUCUGACCAAGGCACAAAUUUCCGUGGUGGAGAGAGGGAGUUAACAGAAACAUUUUCCACCCUUAGUUCAGAGCUUCAGAAAUUGCUUGCAAAGCAAAAAAUCAAUUUCCGAUUUAACCCACCAGGAGCACCACAUUUUGGUGGCGCAUGGGAGAGAGAAAUUCGGUCCGUGAAGCAGGCCCUUUACACCACAAUAGGUUCACAGUCGGUGUCUGAAGAAGUACUUAAAACCGUUCUCAUUGAAAUAGAAGGAAUCUUGAACAGUAAGCCUCUGGGUUAUGUGUCAUCAAACAUUGCCGACUUGGACCCAGUUACACCUAAUUUCCUACUGAUGGGGCGGCCUGAUAGUUCUCUACCACAGGUUGUCUAUCCCGUUAAUGAGCUGAUGGGGCGGCGGAGAUGGAGACAGAGUCAAGUGCUUACUGAACAAUUCUGGUCAAGUUUUGUUAAAUACUAUCUACCCAGUUUACAGGCCAGACAGAAGUGGCAUAAGGAGCCUGAAAACCUACUAGAAGGGAUGGUAGUCAUGCUCAUUGAUCCUCAGCUUCCUCGAGCACUUUGGUCAAUAGGCCGAAUUGUUAGAACCUUCCCCAGCCCAGAUGGUCAUGUAAGAGCUGUAGAGGUGAAGGUGAAGGAUAGACUCUAUACUAGGCCUGUUGCUCGUCUUAUUCCCCUUCCAGACAUUCAACAUCAGGACUCUGAUAUUAAUAAAUCAUAA
Messenger RNA from Erpetoichthys calabaricus (reedfish), 1926 nucleotides. RefSeq lists its product as uncharacterized. Lineage: Eukaryota; Metazoa; Chordata; Cladistia; Polypteriformes; Polypteridae. The coding region runs from base 1 to 1926 and encodes 641 amino acids. The record is from RefSeq and is a predicted model, not a curated record. The transcript has a single exon. Gene Ontology annotation, molecular function: nucleic acid binding. Gene Ontology annotation, biological process: DNA integration.